UCCAAAAUCUUCAUCCUCAAUAUCCUAGACUUCCAGUAUAUUCCUAUACACGCACAUUGAGAUGUUCAAGGAACCAUCAGCUUCCAUUCUACUGGCAUUGCUAAUUGCUUUAGCACAUCAAGCAGCAAUCUGCGCUGCGGUUGACCCUGUAGCAGCAACCGGAGAAGAACCAAUCCUUGACUUAUAUAUGCAUGACAUUCUCGGUGGCAGCAACCCAACAGCAAGGCCAAUAACCGGCUUGCUGGGUAACAUAUACAGUGGCCAAGUGCCCUUCGCAAGGCCAAUAGGGUUUGUCCCGCCAAACGGUGUAGCCAUCCCAAAUGCCAAUGGCGUCAUUCCGACUGUAAAUGGCAUAAACGGUAUCCCACUAGGAACUGGUUUAGCUGGCACUACUUUUGCAGGACAACCAAAUGGUCAGAACCUCAAUGGCAAUCCUCAAACCCAAUUAGGACCUGAUGGGUUAGGACUUGGCUUUGGAACGAUAACUGUUAUAGAUGAUAUACUAACCUCUAGUCCGGAACUGGGAUCACAGUCUGUAGGCAAAGCUCAAGGUGUAUAUGUGGCAAGUUCAGCAGACGGGAGCACUCAGAUGAUGGCAUUUACAGCUAUGUUUGAAGGAGGUGAGUACGGUGAUAGCAUCAACUUUUAUGGCACGUACAAGAUCGGAAGCACCAUGUCACGUCUGUCAGUUACCGGUGGCACUGGUAAAUUCAAGAAUGCUAGGGGUUUUGCAGAGGUCCGAUCGCUUAUACCUUCUGGUCAACAUUUCAUAGAUGGUGCUGAGACAUUGCUAAGGUUCACAGUCCAUCUAAGCUACUAAGAAUUUGUGAAAUUUGAAGAACAUGUUCGAGUUGUUUGUCUUAAAGUGUUUGUGAGCAAGGCGUCAUGAUUUUCUGUCAAAAUUUAUCAAGUCAAAGACAUUUUAUGUAUUUCCAUCAA
Messenger RNA from Populus nigra (black poplar), 939 nucleotides. RefSeq names its product dirigent protein 18-like. The record is from RefSeq and is a predicted model, not a curated record. The transcript has a single exon. Lineage: Eukaryota; Viridiplantae; Streptophyta; Magnoliopsida; Malpighiales; Salicaceae. The coding region runs from base 62 to 820 and encodes 252 amino acids.